AUGGACCAGCAGGACCACUUUUCGUUGCCACAGAACGUCAUCGUUAUGUCCGCCCCACCUCCUGGGGAUAUGGAUGCAGAACCGUCUCACCAUUCUGCAGUGGAAGCUUGCCCAGCUCCUGUGAUGACCGCGAACACUCCGACUGGAGCACCCCAUGCGCAAGUGCAGGCAACUGCUGACUUAGUCCUCCCGUAUAAUUCUGCCGGGCCAUCUACCGUGGAAUUCGAGGUGCCAUUCGAGAUCCAGGGAUACGAUUAUUUUGAGCAGGGCAACCGCAAGCAGGAUGGUGAUGAUGAUGUGCUGGGGAUUAUUGAACAACUCCAGUUUUCCCUUGAAGACUGCCCCGACCAUCCUAUCGUCACCUGGCCAAAAGGGCCAUUGAAUGUUAAGAUAGGCUCUAUGGCUGACCCGCUGCCUGUGAACGGGCAGCGCAUUUCCAGAUCCGUCCCGGCCACCCAAACCGUUGUGCAGGCCUUAAAUCUUAUGCUGAACUCCAAGACCCCGGGAACUUCACCGUUGCCUACAUCCACGCAAGAUCCUGUAUCUUCUCGUGUUGUGGAAUGGCGUUUCCAGGCGCUGCAUGAACCUUCCACGCACUCCCGUCAGCGUGAUGCAGAUGCUACCUGA
Molecule: messenger RNA, 627 nt
Organism: Suillus clintonianus
Lineage: Eukaryota; Fungi; Basidiomycota; Agaricomycetes; Boletales; Suillaceae
Exons: 2
Coding region: 1-627 (208 amino acids)
Source: RefSeq, a predicted model, not a curated record